AGAAUACAGCCUGCACACUCUGACUGCAAUGAACCUUCCAGUCUAUUAACACGGAGAGAGAGGGUGACUUGGUCCAGAUUUCGGUGAGCUUUGUGUAAAUGACCCACAGGCACAGAUCGACUGCGAGAGAAUGAGGAAUGGAGAACAUGGAAGGAACAGAGAGAGACAGCAAGGAAGAGGGAGAAGCCUCGACCGAAAUAGAUGAGGAACGAGGGAUGGAAGGACAGGCAGGGAGAGGGGAGGAAGGAGAGCAGGACAUGGAGGAAUGGAACGGGCUGAUCUCUGGAGAGGGAGCUGGGGAGGUGGCAGACAUUUUGGACAGUGAUGACUCCAUCACCCCGAAUCAUGUCCUGAGACUGACUGCCUACACUUCCGAUUACCUGUGCUCUCCGGAGGACAACAUCUACACCAUCGCCUUCUCUCGCUUCAAAAUCAGAGAUUUGGGCUCCGGGGCCCUUAUACUGGACCUCAAAAGGCACUGUCCGACAGAAAUUAAAGAUGUGAUGGAACAGGAUGUCGGAAGGUUCAUUCAGUAUCACUUCAGCCCUGCAUUUCUCACACUGAGGGAGAUCGGAGCCACGCUGGAGUUCACUGUAGGGGGGAAGGCUGUGAACAGGUUCAGGCUGAUAGAGAGGCAUUACUUCAGAGAUCAGCUCCUCAAGACCUUCGACUUUGAGAUCGGCUUCUGUAUCCCCUACAGCAGGAAUACCUGCGAGCACAUUUACACCCUACCUGAGCUGGACGCUCACACAGUGGAAGAGAUGAUCGCCAGUCCGUUUGAGACCAAGUCAGACAGCUUCUACUUUGCCAACAACAAGCUGAUAAUGCACCACAAGGCAGAGUAUUCCUUCUGUGAGAGAUAGGAGCAGCACUGACUGUGUGUGUCUGUACCCUGCACCACUGACAGAGCACCAGAACUGACUGUGUGUCUGUAUCCCAUACCACUGACAGAGCACCAGAACUGACUGUGUGUGUCUGUACCUCACAGCACUUACAGAGCACCAGAACUGACUGUGUAUGUCUGUACCUCACACCAGUGACAGAGCACUAGAAAUGACUGUGUGUCUGUACCCCACACCACUGACAGAGCACUAGAAAUGACUGUGUGUCUGUACCCCACACCACUGACAAGCACUAUAAAUGACUGUGUGUCUGUACCCCACACCACUGACCACCAGGAGGCAUCCAUACAGACUGACCCCCAGCCAUCUCCAUACUUCAACACUAAGGCCACACAACAAUGUUAAAACUCAGUGGGACAAUAUUUACUGCCGAAGAGAUAGUCUAUUUAUGCGCUAACUGGUUGAAGGUACUUAUUUUAUUUGUCAUGUGAUGUACCACAGUCAAAAAAGAAGGUAUCCAAAUUUACAUUUCAAAAAGUCUCACUUUAAUAGAGUCUAUUCAACUGAUACACAUUAAGUUAUUUUAAUAGACACGCUUCUGCAGUCACAUUAAUGGAG
This is a messenger RNA of Anguilla anguilla (European eel), 1460 nucleotides long. RefSeq names its product unc-119 lipid binding chaperone B homolog 2 (gene unc119c). Bases 138 to 863 code for a protein of 241 amino acids. Gene Ontology annotation, molecular function: lipid binding. Gene Ontology annotation, cellular component: spindle midzone; centrosome; spindle pole. Gene Ontology annotation, biological process: positive regulation of protein tyrosine kinase activity; negative regulation of clathrin-dependent endocytosis; nervous system development. The transcript has 5 exons. NCBI's taxonomy places the organism in Eukaryota, Metazoa, Chordata, Actinopteri, Anguilliformes, Anguillidae. The record is from RefSeq and is a predicted model, not a curated record.